GUUCGAUCCGGCAUCAGCACAGCCAGCAUGAAAGUCAAGACCGUGAGAAAGCUGUCUAUCACAAAGGGCCACUUCCCCAAACUGGCAGAAUGUGCCCAUUUCCACUAUGACAAUGUUGAGUUUGGCACUGUGCAGGUAAAGAUCAUAAAUGCAUUAACAACGUGAGCACGUCACAUGUCCUACCCAUACUAAUCUUAGUACAUCGGCUUCCUAUUGUAUUUUGGGACUUUUUUUAAAAUGCCCAUGUCUGCAAAGCAGUGAACGGCUGAGUAGACAGAGGGGCAGGUGCUACAGCGGUGACCCCCCUGGAGAUGAAUAAUGACAUCAGAUAUGAGCCCUUUGUGUUUCUGACUGCACUUAACGGGUCAGUUCUGCUACUGAAAGGUGACUUCUAUUGGAAAACAGAAUGGAAAGUACAUACAGAAUCCCCUUCCUGCACUAUACCAUAUUUUUAGUACUUACGUACAUAGUAUAGUAUGACUGUAUAUUCCAGUACGGCCCUCAGUAUGAAUAUACUCCAUUAUGCUCUUCUUAUUUUGGAUAUACAGUACUCUGCUAUAAUUCCCUCAGUAUAAAUAUAUUCUGUUAUACUUUAAAAUAUGAGUAUAGUCUGUUAUGCUUACCUGUAUACGGGUAUAGCCUUCCAUAGCACGCUCUGGUCGCUCUGUGAGACCAGUUGUGAAGGAGGCUGAGGUACAGACAGAUCUGUCACCGUACACUGGUGAUGAAGGGAGACCAGUAAUCACAGCCCGUGGGCAGUGUCUCGUCACAUGAAUCAGUGUCAGCACGGCCCCUUCUGAAGUGUAUGUGCGUGGGGGGAGAGUGUGUACGCCUGCUGUGUGGCUGAAGAGCAUUCGUAGGAGGUGCGUGCACAGCUUCUCCUGCUGCCUGGCAACGGGGCAGUAAUGGCAUGGGAUUAUGGGAAAGUGUUUCUUUGUAGAAUGUGGAUAGAACUUUGGGGGCAGCUACCAAAAAAAAAAAAAAGACAGGAGAGGCCUGAAUUGGGAGUAACUCUUUUACUCAGGAGUGAGGUGUGAUAAAAAUAUUUAUAUUCUCCAAUUUACUCUGAGGCUUUUAACCACAGGCAGUGAAAAAAGAGCAGAGACAGUGAUAAAUGUUUUUGCGGAGUGUACCAGACAGCAGAGAUUUACCUCCUGAAGACUGUUGUCCUCAUAACCGUGGGCCCUGGAACGCAGGGUUGAGUUAGCGUCCUUCUAUUAUUCACACUGGCUCUGGCAGAUGAGCAGAAGGAAAUGGUACGGAACGGCUUCGAGUCGCAGGAGCUGCUGCAUCUGGUCCACAUCGGUUGCCAGGGUAACAGUUGGGUCGUGAGGCGUACUUACGAGGACUUCCGUGUCCUUGACAAACACCUCCACCUAUGCAUCUUUGACCGGCACUUCUCUCAGCUCGCAGAGCUGCCCCGAUUGGACAGCCUGAAGGACAAUCCCGAGGCAGUUUUCCAGAUGUUGAUUGCCUAUCUUUCACGGCUGUCGGCGAUCGCUGACAACAAAAUUAACUGUGGACCCGCACUGACGUGGAUGGAGAUUGAUAACAAAGGGAACCAUCUUCUGGGGCAUGAUGAGUCCUCCAUUAACGUUCCUGCCAUUGCUGCUGCACACGUCAUCAAGCGAUACAGCGCCCAGGCGGCCGAUGAGCUAUCCUUUGAGGUAGGAGACAUGGUGUCUGUAAUUGACAUGCCCCCAAAGGAGGACACUACUUGGUGGAGAGGAAAGCACGGCUUUCAGGUGGGCUUUUUCCCCAGUGAGUGUGUGGAACUGAUAAACGACAAACUCCCUCAGUCCGUCACCAGUGCUGUGCCAAAACCAGUGUGUAAGAAGCACGGGAAGAUCAUCACAUUCCUACGCAGCUUCAUGAAGUCGCGACCCAGCAAGCAGAAGCUGAAGCAGAGGGGAAUCCUUCGGGAAAGGGUGUUUGGCUGCGACCUGGGGGAGCACCUGCUCAACUCGGGCCAGGAUGUACCCCAGGUACUGAAGAGCUGCACGGAGUUCAUAGAGAAGCACGGCGUGGUCGAUGGAAUAUACCGGCUAUCUGGAAUUGCCUCCAACAUCCAGAAGCUGCGGCAUGAGUUUGACUCGGAGCAGAUUCCGGACCUGACUAAGGAUGUGUAUCUCCAGGACAUCCACUGCGUGGGCUCCCUGUGCAAGCUCUACUUCCGCGAACUGCCCAACCCACUUCUCACCUAUCAGCUUUAUCACAAGUUCUCCGAUGCUGUGACUGCAGCCACAGAUGAGGAGCGUCUCAUUAAAAUCCAUGAUGUCAUUCAGCAGCUGCCUCCUCCACAUUACAGAACCUUCGAGUUUCUCAUGAAACACCUGUCCCAUUUGGCGACCUUCAGCAGUGUCACCAACAUGCACACCAAAAACCUGGCCAUCGUCUGGGCCCCGAACCUCCUCAGGUCCAAGCAGAUCGAGUCGGCCUGUUUCGGGGGCACGGCGGCCUUCAUGGAGGUCCGCAUCCAGUCCGUGGUGAUGGAGUUCAUCCUGAACCACGUGGACUCGCUCUUCAGCUCCAAGCUGAGCUCCGUCAUCCGUGAAGGCGCAGGUCAGGGCUCCUUGUCCCGACCCAAGUCCUUGUUGGUGUCGUCCCCGUCCAGUAAGCUUCUGACGCUGGAAGAAGCCCAGGCCCGGACACAGGUCCAGAUGAACUCCCCUGACCUGGAGGGCAGCCAGUACAUUGAAGUGGGAGACGGCCCGGGAGCCCUGCAGGGCAAGUUUCACACCGUCAUCGAGCUUCCCACUGAGAGGAAGAGGUCCUCCAGUAAGCUCAAGAUGUCCCCCGUGGGUGGCUGGCGAGCCUUCUUCUCUCUGGGGAAGUCGCAGGCAGGACGGCGGAAGCCGCGCCGCAAUCCCAGCAUGCCUGCCCAGACAAAGGGACUGGAACAUAGUGGGGGCAGAGCGGACAGGGGCUCUUUGCGAUCUGCUAGAAGUGAGGAGUCGCUGACCUCACUCCAGGGCACAGAAGGAACUUCAGGGGAGUUUCGAUCCCGAAGGCCCCGCUCCAGCAGCGACGCCCCCUCCGCCUUAUUCAGCACCUACAACAGCACUACCCAGGGCCAGAAUGACGCCAGUAAGGGCCCCAUAACGGUGCCUGUCCUCAUCUCUUCCCCCUGCUUCACUGAUGAUGUCGACCUCAUCCUCCCCGACAUGAGUGUGGGCUCCCUGGACUUUGACCCCAUGUCCUUCCAGUUUAGCACACUCAGUCCACGCCCCUCAAGAAGCAUGGGCAGUACCAGCAGCUCUGAACUAUUCUCGUCCUCUCCCCCAGGACAUGCUAGCCCCCUGCUGUCCCUGGACUGCAGCCCAGACCCAAAUCUGCCCCUUACCCAACAGUCAUCGGAUUCUCCCCGUGAAGGAAUCCGGCAAACCCUCAGGUCCCCCCUUCAGGGUGCCUCGGAGCCCAAGGCCCGAUCCCAAAUCGAUCAGGCCUCUGAGAGCCAGAGCGGGCAGAUUACUUGUCCUGCCUUGACCUCGGCCCGGGCGGCCUUGAGCCCUGGCGUUCUGCGUUCGAGUGAGGAGAGCCAGCAUAGUGAGGACAGAGUCCCCACCCCCUCCCAGAAUCCACCAGUCACCUGCAACCAGAACUAUGCGCCCCCCUGCUGGCAGAAUCAACCAGGAGAUAUAGCUCUGGACCUCCCACAAGGCCCUGCUCUUGUUGGCCCAGUAACCCUCCUCCCUCCCCCACCCCUUCCAAAGGGUGCAGCCCACAUGCAAGCUACAACUCUGGUCCAAUCUCAGAACCGGCCGACCGAUACCCCUAUGGCCAUGCCUCCACCCCGACAACACGCACCGCCUGACACCCGGGAUUGGUCAUUCCCACCCACCCUACAGCCCCAGAGGCCUGCUGAGGUGGCUAAGAGAAACAUAGCUUCUACAGAAGCCUCCUACUCCUUUCCCUCAGCCACCAACCCUGGAGGGGGGCUGUCUAUGGUAGCAAAUCUGCGCUCACAGUCAAUAAUCAACAGAUCCAGAGGUACAAAUGCCAGCACUGUCUUGCCUCAUUUUACACAACGACCACUAGCCCGUGUUCUGCCCACACAUGGCGUAUCAGAGAGGACACAAUCCACAAAGACACAAGUCCCAGCUACAGGCCAAGAGCCCGCAACCAGCCAUGUCUUUGGAAUGGGAAAAGAACCUCUGAAGGUCCGUGUCUUUGCAGUCAGCCAAGAACCUGUGGUAGAACAAAGUAACAUCUCUGUAGUUAGACAAGAAUCUUCAAUGGGUCAAGAACAUCCAGUUGAUAGGGAACCUACAGUGAAUCAAGUUCCUGUAGAAGGUCAGGAACUUGUCUCAGUCGUCAAAUCAUCUUUGCUUACGCCUACAAAGGAGGCAGGUGAAGUGCAACAGCUAAACCUAAAGAUGCAGCGGAAUAUAAACCCACUCUCUCUCACGCACUCAGAGUUUGAGGACAAAUCAGCAACACCGACGGAGCAUCAAGUGAGAAUUUCCCCUGCCCAAGGAGUGUGUAACAGAGUUUGCCCAGUGCAAGAGCCCUGGAACACCCUAAAGCAUAAUCCCCCUAUUGCUGAACCCUCUUCCCCGCGGAAUGGCUAUGAGACCACACCUCCAAUUCCCUCAGCCCAAAGCAAGAGUGCUAACUCUGCAUUCAUCCCUGCAGAGCCCAGGUGUCUCCUCAGUGUUUCCCCAUUCAGGGCCGGAGAGACCUUCACUCAGCCUAUGUUGCCGCUGUGCAACCUGCCUUCCCCUUCCCAAUGUCCUCCACAACCUGCUGGGAAGCUAAACUACAACAAGCAGUCUUCUCCCACCAGGAGUUCCCCCAAGGUCUGCCAGAGCCAACCUGAGAACAUCCCCUUACACGCUUCCUAUGCUUCUAAAACUGACCCUCAUAACCUUUACAUCCUCAGCCCUGACGAUAAACUCAGGCUCAGGUCCUUCCACCAUUCCAUAAAGUUUCGAGACCCUCGGCAGUUGGAACUCCCUUCCACCGUGUACGACAGUCCGGUGCUCAGGACUGGCAGUGGAGUCACAACACACCCCGCCAUCCGCCGGGUCCGCUCUCUUCAUGCAGCUCCUACAAUGCUCCCCAAGGUGGCGGCUGUGCAAGCAAAAUUUCCAACAGAGACACCACAGUUCUGGCUGCCAGUCAACCCAUGCGCGUCCUUCGAGAAAUCUUGCCAGUCGCCCUUCCACAUCACAAAGCUGCAGCCGUCGUUUGAGAACGGGAGAGUUCAGUAUCACUACCAGCCCUAUCGAUCCAACGCGGCCCCAGAAAAGGCUGCAGAUUAUUGUCCUUCACAUGAUACCUUUCCUGUCAGAAGAGAACACAGCUUCAUAAGCCGGGACAUACCUCCUGUGCUGGAGUCAAGAGGGCCAGCUGUCCGUGCGACCUGGGACCCCAAGGAGCGCAGCAGCAUUAAAAUGCAGAAUAGUGCCUGGAUGAAGUCUAAAGCCCAUUUUACCUUACAGUGCAACAACACAAACCCACUGCCACCCGAUGACCUGGACUAUAUGGAGGUCUUGCGGCUGUGUGGUAAACUGGAUAGUGAAAAACCCGUAGGUCUGACAUCCAAGAAAAAGGAUGACAUGCUGCCAUCGAUAAGGAGUAACUGUAGGAGUCAGCCCUCUGAUCUUAAUGUCCCCAUGGCCAAAAAGGUAGAGAGGCACAGUCAGAGGAGCAGGCCGGCUUCACCGCCAAAACUGCCAUCCGGGUCUCCACUGCACCGCCUUCCACAAUUCCAGUCACCACAAAGGAGUUCAGUUCGGACUGAAGAAUGGUCCCCCCCCGCCAAAAGCAAGGUGCCGGACAAGUGGUGGACUGAAGAUAAUAACAGUAAGAGUGGGCAAAAAACCCAGAGCAGACCGGCUUAUUCUCAGAACCCGAUCCAGGACCGACAUAUUGACAGGGUCCGAACUGCUGCUGGUCGCCAUGCGGCAGACCCAGCACUGGGGCUGGAGGUGUCCGCCCCUUGUCCGGCUGACAAUCACGACUCUCACUCCAGGGGAGGCUACAAUUCUCCUCAACACCCGGAGAAGGAAAGCAGCAAGACAAGCAUAUGGAUCAGUCACGUCAGUCCAGACCACCGUCGUCAUGUAGAGUCCAAAAAGCUCAUGUUUGCUCAAGAAAGCGGCAGCCUUACCCCUGCCUCUCCGUUUGGCUCUCCCCUCAGCACCAAAGUGUAUUCCACUGCUUUGGGGCAAGGGUGCUUCCUCUCAUCCAGACUACUCAUACCAAGACCCGAAGCUGAGGUCCACACCCAGUGACACACCUGAGAACCCAGAGCAGAUCCCAGUAAACCUGUGUGGGUGUAAACAGGCCAAUCAGCAGCCUCUGCGGGACAGAUUGUCUGCUAUUUAUUUGCUGUUUACUUUAUAUGUUGUUUUUUAUGAAAUUGAAACAAAAUGGAGAGAACAAAGAUAUUUUAAAAAAGAACAAUUACUGAGAGUGGCUGAAAAAAACAAAAUUUUAAAGUAACUAAAUGGUUUUUAAAAAUGAUGACUACAUAAGGCGUGCGAUUGGUUAUAUGCAUGUUGUAAGCAUUUAUUUAGUAUUUGAUUGCUUUAGUGCUGUUUCUGGAUAUCAGAAAAUCACAAGGACGUUUGUGUAACAAAAUAGCCUCCCGAUUUGUCGUGUGUAUCAGGUGACUUGAAGCGUGUACACUGAGUGACAUCAUGCCCUGUUGAUUUCCUGUAUCACGUGUCCGUGAUGUGUGUACACUGACAAAAUGCACUUUUGAUUUUCUGUGCCAGCCACUUUGUGGUGUUAAAGAUAUAAGGGGUGUGCUAAAUUUUAAAGUGUUUUAAGCAUAUAAUGCUAUUGUGCAUUUUUAUAUGGUAUUUUUUAAUGGUGCAGUUUUAAUUAUGUCGCAAGUGCUGUAUAUAUUUUUGCCAAACAUUUAAAAUCAGUGUUUGGAUAUCUUUCAAACUGGAGAUACCAGGGCUUGUAGUAUUAGGAAACUUUCAAACACCUGUAUUUCCAUUCAUAAUAUUUAAGACAAAUAUUUUUUCAUCUCAGUGAACAGGUGUACGCUACAGAAUGUGAAAUGUAUCGCUUUGUAAGUUUUUAAUACAUUUUAAAAUUCAAAGUGAUUUUCUCUGCACUACAUAGCAAUUAAAAUAUUUUGUAUAUUCUACAUGAAUCCAGAUCCUAAUCAAAGCAAAAUAAUGUAUGAGUUUAAUAAGAUGUUAGUACGGUAUUGUGUAAAUGAGCUGUAUGAAAAAAAAAAUCAGUAUUUCCUCCAUUACAUAUAUCAAUACGGGCUCCAGUGUCCAUCCAGGGAAUUACAUAAUCAGGAUCAAUGCCAUUUUAUAUGCAGUUACAUUGCACAUUGAGUCAGUACUGAUUUCUGUAAUACCAGCCAUACUGUUAAAUUCAGACGGAUCUAACAAUUGUAAAAAUGUGCCACCUACAGCAAACCAAUGAUUGGAACAUUUCCAGUAGUUAGUACAGAAAUAACAAGUUUAGCAUUCUGCUGCAGGUGACACAGACUGUACAGAGUAAAGACGGGUAAGGUGCAGCUAACCUGUUAAGUAAAUGUGGUACUAGUAUGCUGUGGUCAAACUGCGAGCACAGGACCGGGAUAUAUAUGCUAUAUGAAACACCUUCCCAGCAGUACUCUAUCAUGUCUUUAUUAGCUGUACUGCUGUGCCUCGAGUCUGGAAUUAAGAAGACAUUUAUGGAUGUAUUCAAACACUGAGUAUGAUACAUAUUUAUUGUCAUAUAUUUUUUAUGAGAUGUUGGAGUGUUUAUCAGAACAGGAAGUAUACUUGUACUGUUUAGGUUGCCAGUGAGGUUGAAAUAAACGCAUUCACCAGAAGAAAACGUAUACUUUAUUGGGAGAAAAUGCAUUUGUAUAUAUUUAUAUAAAGUAAAAUAUGUAUGUCAUCCACUCAACCAAAAUGAAUGUAAUAAACAGUGAUAAAUUAUUUGUGUUGUGUUUGUUAAAAAUUGUACAUGUUAAUCUAUUCCUUGAUGCCUACAGAUGUAUUAAGAGGUCUAAUAUAAAGCCCACAUCAGGCUUGUGUUCGUUCUUAAAAAUUAAACAAAAUAAAUGUAUGGUAUUUCAUUUAA
This is a messenger RNA of Brienomyrus brachyistius, 8046 nucleotides long. It is a transcript of the gene arhgap32a, whose product is annotated as Rho GTPase activating protein 32a. The transcript has 20 exons. Bases 1254 to 6239 code for a protein of 1661 amino acids. Gene Ontology annotation, cellular component: cell cortex; fibrillar center; Golgi apparatus. Gene Ontology annotation, molecular function: phosphatidylinositol binding; GTPase activator activity; protein binding. Gene Ontology annotation, biological process: small GTPase-mediated signal transduction. Lineage: Eukaryota; Metazoa; Chordata; Actinopteri; Osteoglossiformes; Mormyridae. The record is from RefSeq and is a predicted model, not a curated record.